This is a messenger RNA of Anopheles merus, 3833 nucleotides long. Its product is annotated as polynucleotide 5'-hydroxyl-kinase NOL9-like. Gene Ontology annotation, biological process: cleavage in ITS2 between 5.8S rRNA and LSU-rRNA of tricistronic rRNA transcript (SSU-rRNA, 5.8S rRNA, LSU-rRNA). Bases 251 to 3436 code for a protein of 1061 amino acids. Gene Ontology annotation, cellular component: nucleus. The record is from RefSeq and is a predicted model, not a curated record. NCBI's taxonomy places the organism in Eukaryota, Metazoa, Arthropoda, Insecta, Diptera, Culicidae. The transcript has 4 exons. Gene Ontology annotation, molecular function: polynucleotide 5'-hydroxyl-kinase activity.
UCGUUUCCACAAAUCGAACUGUCAAAACCGUACAGCACGUUCGUAUUUACGUUAUUCACGAAACGCCGCUUUCAUGGACAUCGCACAGAAAAGUUGUGCCCAAAACUGAAUGUUGUGUACUUUGUGUUAAUUUCUGAUCGUAAUUUUCGUGCUCUUUGCUGCGUUGCGCGUACGUGCAAUCACUAUCAACCAGUUUGUGAUAAAUUGAACCCACCGAAAGGUUAGAACCAGGUCGCUUCGCUGUUGAAUAAUGGGCAGCAAGAACAAGAAUCGUAAAAAAUAUACCCCUACUACAAAUGGGGAACCUAAGCCGGUAGCACUGGGCGUAAAGACAGGCAUGAGGAAGCCGGCAAAGGAGGCUACCAACUCAAAAGCUAAAACAGUCUACCAAAUCCAGGAAGUGGAAAAAAAGAUUGAAAACAAGAAAAAACAGAACAAAUAUGCUUGUCUUGCGUCUAAAUCCACUCCAGUGAAUGGCAAUUCGAACGCGAAUAACGCGACCGCGAAGGAAAAUGGAAAGGAAACGGCACGAGCGGAGAAGAAACGUGCGAAAAAACGGGCCAAAAAGCGCAAUGCUAACGUGAUGGAUGAUGAUUCGCUCGGAGGCAGUGCAUCAGACGUGUCUGCCAAGCGCGAUCCGUCGGCAGAUGAUGGUUCUCCAGCGAAGCGAAGCCGUAAACUGGACAGCGAUUCCAGCGACACCCGCAACAACAAUGAAAAAUGUAGCAAAAGCAUAACCGUCAACGAUUCAUCUAAGAAGAAAAACAUUGCCGGAAAGGUUGCUUCAGGCGCGAAAGUUUUCCUCAAAGCGGCACAUUCUGGUGGCAAACCGUCUGGCGAGGAUCCGGUACCGCACAAAGUGCCAGUCCUGCAGUGCGUUGGUAUGGAAGAUGAUGCCAAGAGCGACUCUAACACUGACAGCGAUGAGGACGACUACAUUGAACAGUUUUUCGACGAACAGCCGGAAGCGAAACAGAAAAAAGGGUCUCAGAGCAAAAAACCGAAGAAACGGGCAAAGAAAGCGACCGCACAAAACGUGAGCCCGGGAGGGUGGGUGGUGGAGAACAACGAUUGUAGUCUGGAGUAUGGGGCCAGUUCGGACGAGGAACCUACUGACAAACCGACCGCCUCUCGGGCGACAGAAGGUCCAAAGAAGGUGGUGGCGUUCAAGCGAAAGGAACCCCCGGCGGGGGCGCAAGAGAACGAUGAGGAUGACGACGACGACGACGACGAUUAUGACACGUUCGAUUCAGAGGAAGAUGACUCCGAUUGGACCGACGACGAUGAAGAUCCAGAGGUCACUGAGUUCUAUGACAAUAUCUACGAUAUGUCCAAUGAAUCAGAGUACGAUGACUUCCUCCAAAAGGGAUACGAUAGCGACAGCUUUGACGGGAACAUGAACGGGGCCGAUAGCUACGAUGACGACUAUGAAUCGAGUGCCGACGAAUGUCGCUCGCCCAGAAACAGCUACAGUCGUUUUACCAGCGGCCAGCCGUACGAAACUGACAGUGAUGAUGAGGAUUACGAACCGCCGGAAGGUGACGAUACCGUUUAUAUUCCGCGUGGGGCGGCCGUUCUUCGCGAUCUGGACGAUGAUUCCAUUGUACACUUCGAUGCGUCGGGCAAAUACGCGCAAAUAGUGGAGCUUCCGGCUGAUUACGGCAUGGAGAAGGAGGGAAGCGACCUCGAUCAAACGGAUAAGCAGAGAGAAAAACAGGAAGAGCGGAAAAGCGAAAAUGUUGUCCAAGAAGAGGCAGAGGUCGUGGACGAUGGAGCGGAGAGUGACCGAUCAUGUUCACCCUUGCUGGAGAUAAGCCCCAAACCAACGACGUACACCUUUUACGAUGCAGUUGAUCUGCGAAUGUCGCUUGUGGUGCUGAAGGCUCCGCUCUAUAUCCACGGUCAUCUGUCCGUGCAGGCACUGUUCGGCAAGGUGGACAUUUUCGGCUACCAGUUGGAUAUGGCCGAGAAGCGUACAGUGUUUGCUUCCGGCGGUUACAAUGCGCUCAAUCUGACGCCGCUCCCCAGCCCGGACACGUACAGCACGGCGACGUUUGAGCGCAUCCUGAACAAGCUUAGCCGCCACUUCGUCGAGGCGGACAUGCAGCAGCUGGUGCGCGAGUUCAACCCGGUGGACAGUGCGCUGGUACUGCUGCGGGCGGACUCGUUCGAUGCGAACGACACCGUACCGAUGGUGUGCAGGCUCCUGCCCGAGUUCGAUCUGUUCCCGACGGCGCUUACGCUUAACCAAACCAGCUCACCGUUCCGUACGACGGAAACCCUGCUGGAGGUGGCGAUGUUCGUGCCCAGUCAGCCCACCGCCCGCAGUGAUGUGCCACAGUUUCAGCCGAAUCCGGUCUGGGAUACGGUGCCGGUAAGCGCGAACAGUCGGCUGAUGGUGGUGGGGGGUAAAAGUUCCGGCAAGUCCACCCUCUGCCAGUAUCUGAUCAACCGGUACAUUAAACAGUUUGGCCGGGUGCUGCUGCUCGAUCUCGACAUUGGUCAGCCGCUGCUGUUUGUGCCGGAAACGUUGAGCGUUAGCGUGCUGGAGGAACCGAUCCUGGGUGUGGGCUGCUUUGCCAAUGUGCAGCCGCGCCAGUGCAAGCUGUUUGGCAGCUUGAAUGUCGUCUCCUCGCCGCUGGUGUACGUGCAGAACGUUCGGUCGCUGGUGCAGUACUGCAACGAGGAUCCGGCACUGCAAGAGAUCCCGUGGAUUAUCAACACGAUGGGCUAUGUGGUCGGGUUCGGCGAGGAGCUGACGAUGGCGAUCGUGCGCCUGCUGCAGCCGACCGAUCUAAUUCAGCUGUCGUUUCCUAAGAACGUCAAAAAAUCGUCCACUCCCUUUUUGAAGCCGGAAAACUACGCCAACCAGCUGACCGCCGAGCUGGUGAACGGGUACAACUUUAACAUUCUAAGGGAGGAGGUGCAGCUGCAAUCGGCACCGGCCAACUAUCACUUCCAUCCGAUCGAUGUCGUGUACGAACCGAACAAAACCUCCUUUUUGCCGCCGAAACGGCGCACGAUCGCGAUGAUGGCACAGCUGGCAAGGAUUUUGAGCGAUACGGCCGAAACUUUCACCGACGUGAAGCCGCACAUGGCUCAUUUGGAUGAUCUGAGUAUUAUAAGCACGGGCGAAGAUUGCACCUCGAAGGAGAUGAUGAAGCGUGCGCUAAACGGUACGUUGGUGUACCUUUGCGAAAAGCUUGCAGCUGACCAGUACAAUUGUUUCGGUGUUGGAAUUGUGCGCAGCGUCGAUGAGAAGGAAAACAACGUGUACCUGUUGCACUCUCUUUCAUCGGAACAGCUGGCCAAAACGAAUGUGCUAGCGAUGGGCAGUACUAGCCUUCCGAGCCAGGUAUACCUGCACUGCAGUCCCAAGAUCGAGGGUACGAUUCCGUACCUUCAGAACAUGUCGAUCGUACAGGUGCAGGCCUAAGGAUAAACUGUUUUCGUAAAUCUCUACUUCCGCGUCUCUUAUCGUUUCCCGUUGUCAAUAUUCAUUCUAUUUAGCUACUGAACUGAGUUGAAAAAAAAAAAAUGAUAGCAAACAGUUGCAGAAGCUAACUAAUAGCUGUGUGUACAGGUAUUGUGGAACUGAAAAUUAAAUAGAUUUCUUAUUGGCAGUGAUUAUGGAAUUGAAAGAUGAAACAGGAAAUUUCACACAUCAAAUGCUGGAAGGAAAUAAUAUUUCUCAGUGGUAUAGAAUUGUUUCCUGUCAAAUGGAUUGUUUUUUUUGCACGCUCUCAGCAUUAUUCAACGAUUCCACAUAGUAAAUUUCAUCAAAUGAUGUUCGUCAACAUACAAUGAAGAAUUACUUUACAUAGCAAAUGAUU